This is a messenger RNA of Epinephelus fuscoguttatus (brown-marbled grouper), 2779 nucleotides long. RefSeq lists its product as uncharacterized. Gene Ontology annotation, molecular function: arsenite methyltransferase activity. NCBI's taxonomy places the organism in Eukaryota, Metazoa, Chordata, Actinopteri, Perciformes, Serranidae. Bases 149 to 1234 code for a protein of 361 amino acids. Gene Ontology annotation, cellular component: cytosol. Gene Ontology annotation, biological process: toxin metabolic process; arsonoacetate metabolic process. The record is from RefSeq and is a predicted model, not a curated record. The transcript has 10 exons.
UAGAAAGAGGGGGGGCAUAUCUGACCCACCCACAUGUUAUUUGCAUAGACUGUAUAAAAUAGGUUAUUUGUCAUUCAUACUGCGCAGCGAUUUGAUUUAACAAAGACUGUAACCAGUGUUUUAUGUUGUUGAAAGGCUGUCGGAUCUAAUGGCGACCUGUGAGGACGUGCGGGAGAGUGUGAAGAACUAUUAUGGCAGCCGGCUGGAGUGCUCUGCUGACCUGCAAACAAGCGCUGCUUCCUGCAGUUUCUCCUGCAGCUCAGUGCCGAGGAGUGUGACAGAUGCACUGAGCCUGGUUCACCCGGAGGUCACCAAAAGAUUUUUCGGCUGUGGCCUUCCCUUCCCAGCGAAGCUCGAGGGCUGCAGAGUCCUGGACCUCGGCAGCGGCUCUGGCAGAGACUGUUUUGCCUUCAGCAAACUCGUCGGGCCAAGCGGACAUGUGACAGGGAUCGAUAUGACCGAGGCGCUGAUCGCAGCGUCUCGUCAGUACAUCGAGUAUCAUCAGAAGAAGUUUGGCUAUGAGAAGCCCAACGUCACUUUUGUCCAGGGGUACAUGGAGAAGCUCAGUGAAGCUGGCGUACAGAGUGACUCAAUGGAUGUUGUGCUAUCCAACUGUGUCAUCUGUUUGUGUCCUGAUAAAAAAGCAGUGCUACAGCAAGCUUACAACGUCCUCAAGGAGGGAGGUGAGCUGUACUUUAGUGACAUGUACGCCAGCAAAGUCAUUCCUGAUCACAUGAAAGGAGAUCCAGUCCUGUGGGGUGAAGGAAUGGGCGGCUCCCUGUUUUGGCAGGAUCUCAUUUCAUUGGCUCACAGCAUAGGUUUCAGCACUCCACACCUUGUCGCAGCCAGUCACAUCGUGAUCCACAACUGUGAGCUCAAAGCAAAAGCAGGUGAUGUCAGCUACGCUUCAGGCACAUACAGACUCUUUAAGCUGCCCAAAAGUCCAGCGGUGUCUGAGGCAACGGUGACCUACAAAGGAACUGUGCCAAAUUUCCCCGAUCAGCUGGACUUUGAUUCCUCCCACUCUUUCAAGAAAGACGUGGCAGUGCAGGUAAAUGGAGAGAUGGCAGCAAUCCUCCAGUCAUCUCGCUUCUCUCCGGAUUUCUUAAUCCAGAUUUUGGAUCGACCUGAGUCUGGCUCAGAGUCAACACCUCAGUACUGCCACCUCAACCCAUUUCUACUGGCAGACAAACUGGGAUCCUCAGUGAGACAGUGCUCCAAAACAAGCAAAUAAAGAUGUAAAUGAGGAACUUGUUCUGAAGACUGAGUAGAACAGCUGCAAUGAGAUUGAGUUUGAUUAGUAGAUUUUAUACAGUAAGUCCAUAACUUGAGACUAAUCAUUUUAUGUGCUAGUAGUCUCUUACCUCUUGUUAUAUUGUUAAUUUUAGAUAUCAUGGUGUUACGUUUUUUAGCAGGAUAAUGGUGUCGCAGUAAUAUCAUAAUAAAUAAGUGUCCAGAUACUAAAAUAACAUUUUUCUAAUAACCGUUCUUUGUUUCAGUCUACUAAGAAAAAGGUUCUGAGUGAAAAUGACAGUAAAUGAUCUUACUGUGUUCUGCUGUCAUUGUGCAUCAUGAAAGAGGAACUUGUACCAACAGGUAGAAUUUUAAGUAUCUGCAGCCGGUGAUGCUGGUGAUGUGAGUAAGCAAAGACUAUGGAGCUCUGCUGUCAGUUAUGGGGUUGUUUCUAAAAUGUUAAGUACACUCUCAUUUCACAACAGCACAAAAUACAGAAGCCCUGAGAGGCAAAUGAGGAAAAAAGAUGAAGCGAUACCGCUUCUAAGUCUGAUCUAAAUUGUUUCCUCUACCGUUUUUAUUACUUAAUAAAGGAAGUGUGCAAGAUUUAGGGGGAUUUAGUGACAUCUAGUGGUGAGGAUUGUAGAUUGCAACCAGCUGAAACAUCUCCUUGUUGGAAUUUCUUUAGUAUUGAUUGUUCAAGAGGUUUUUACCAGGAGCCAAAUUAUCUGCAGAGGUCUCUACCUCUCCAAGACAAAUGGUAAAACCAGUAAAAACACUAGCCCAGCACCAGCGAAUGUGUGCUCACCUUAUUUCUGCUCCAGAUGUUCAAGAGUUUCUUACUGGGAGCCAUAUUAUUUGCAGAGGUCUCCUCCUCUCCAAAACAUCAGACCAUGUGAUUAAAACCAGUGAAAACACUGGGGGAGCGCCAGGAUAAAUUUUCUUCUUUUUCUCUUUACUCUUUUUGUUCCCAUUUGAGUAAAAAGAUAAAAAAAAAAAAAUAGUAUUUGCAGGUGAUAUUUUUGUUUUUUGUAAUACUUAUUUUGGCCACAAGAGGCUGAAGUGUUCUACUGUCCCAUAUUCUCAAUAGGACUAAAAGCAUCCAAGUUUUCCUCCUGGUGAGUCGUUCUUUCUCUGUACACUCUAAACACAAAGGUUCAUAUAUUGUGUUUUAGAAAGUAACAUAACAUACAUACAUACUGUCAUGUCUUUCUUUGGGCUAGAAAUAUAUGUACUUUAGCCUCUUGCUGCUGAAUAAACUCUUGAAAAAUUGCCCUGCCUAAAAAAACACCUUUUAAAACUUUUCCACCUGCAAAAGGAGCUUAUUAAAAUGAUCUAAGCAAAACUUCUUUUCCCACCUGCUCUUAAGUCAUAAACACAGGAGGGGAAAUAAAUCAAACUUAGAAAAUGAAUCACCAAAAGCCAGUUUGACAGAAACAGGUACAAGAGUGGAAAUAAAAAUCCAAGACCUAAAAUCACUCUCUGAUGUUUGAAAAAUGUUUCAUCUACAUGUAGAGAUUAUUACAUUGUGUUUUGUUACGUUAAC